Neltuma alba is the source of this 2873-nucleotide messenger RNA. RefSeq names its product filament-like plant protein. Bases 484 to 2436 code for a protein of 650 amino acids. The transcript is spliced from 5 exons. The record is from RefSeq and is a predicted model, not a curated record. Lineage: Eukaryota; Viridiplantae; Streptophyta; Magnoliopsida; Fabales; Fabaceae.
CUAGCUGCGGACUUUUUUCUGCCCACCCUCUCUUCCCCUUCAAGACAAUCACAUGGUCCUACCCCUUCUUCUCACUCUGUCCCUAUUCUGAAUUUAUUUUUCGUCCUUGGGAACAAAUCUGUUGGAUAAUAUUUCUGCAAUCGUCCUCCCGAGAUGUUUCUUCAAUCCUUACAAUUCUCCUGACAUUCCUCUUAGAUCUCCGGAACCUGUCUCUUCUCCGCAUUCUAUUAUGUGUCUUGUUCAUCCUUUCACCGAGUCACCGGGAUGAGAUUUUGACAGCUCUGAGUUUCGUAUGCCGAUUGAAUCCAUUCAUCAAUCAAUUUUACCCUGCUCAGGUAUCAAGUUCCUUCUUACUUCAAGCCAAGAGAUUGAGAUUCCGUUAGCCAUGAACUUUCUUCAUAAAGCAUUGGGGAUUUGCGUACAAAAAUACUAGAUAUAGUCGCUGUGAAGUAAUAGAGAGGUGCUGCUUCGUGUUCGUUGUAGAUGGACCGACGAAGUUGGCUAUGGCGCAGGAAGUCAUCUGAGAAGAGCCCUGGUGAAACUGAGAGUUCAGGGUCAAUAUCGUCUCAUUCAGAAAGAUUCUCUGAUGAUCAGGUAUAUCCAACGCAAGCUACUCCAUCACCAGAAGUCACAUCUAAAGCUGCACCCAUUAUUGAAGAAGAAGUCACUGAUGUGAAGAUUCUUACUGAAAAGUUAUGUGCUUCUCUCCGCGAUAUUAGGGCCAAAGAAGACUUGGUAAAGCAGCAUGCGAAGGUUGCUGAAGAAGCUGUCUCAGGGUGGGAGAAGGCUGAAAAUGAAGUGUUGUCUUUGAAACAACAACUUAAUGCUGCAAAUCAGAAGAACUCAGCUCUUGAAGAUCGGGUCAGUCAUCUUGAUGGGGCACUUAAGGAGUGUAUGAGGCAACUUAGACAAGCUAGAGAAGAACAAGAGCAAAGGAUAAAUGAAGCUAUUGCAAAUAGUUCUCGCGACUGGGAAUACAAAAUAUCUGAGCUUGAGGUUCAACUUCAAACAGCUAAAGUCGAAGUUUCCGCACCAAUUCGUUCUGAUCUUCACCUUAGACUUGAGGCUGUGGAGAAAGAAAAUUCAGGACUUAAACUUGAGCUACAAUCUAGACUUGAGGAGCUAGAAUUCAGGAUCGUUGAGAGAGAUUUGAGUGCAGAAGCUGCUGAAACAGCAAGUAAGCAACAGCUGGAGUGCAAAAGGAAGGUGGCCAAGCUUGAAGCUGAGUGCCAUAGACUAAAAGGCAUAAUUCGUAAAACAUUCUCUGGUAACGAUCACAAGUCUUUGACUGCCUCUUCAGUUUAUGUAGAGUCCUUUGCAGACAGCCUGUCAGAUAAUGGAGAGAGGCUACAGGCUAUUGAAAGUGAUGUGCGCAAAUCCGGGGGUUGGGAGAUGAAUGAAUGUGAACCAAGCCGUUCUGAUUCAUGGGCAUCUGCUUUGAUCACAGAACUCAAUCAGUUUAAGAACGAAAAGACCAUUGGAAAAAAUCUUAUGGCCCCUUCAGUUGAGAUCACUCUCAUGGAUGAUUUCCUUGAGAUGGAAAGACUUGCCGCAUUGCCACAUACAGAAAGUAGAAGCAUUUCUGCUGAGGCAGGACUGUCAUCAGAUCACCCUAGUGGAGACCAAAAUGCAAUGAGAGAUGAAUUGCAAUCCGUAAUUCAAAAGAAUGCUGAAUUGGAGGAAAAGCUAGAAAAGAUGGAAGCAGAUAGACUUGAGAAAGAGAUGGCCUUGGCUGAGUGCCAAAAGCAGCUUGAGGCAUCACAGAGUCGCAUAAAGGAAGCAGAGUUGAAGGUAGCAGAGCUUCAAACUAAGUUAGCUCUUGCAAAUAAAACAAAUCAAGAAGCUUAUGAAGAACUAAAGUCAACCAAAACAAAGAAUAAGGAAACUGAAUCAAAAUUAAGGGUUGUUCAAAGCGAGGUAGAGGAUUUGGUUUCCAAAAUUGGUUCAUUAGAGAAGCGGAUCGAGAAGGAGCGAGCUUUCUCUGCUGAGAGUGUUGCCAAGAGUGGGAGGUUGGAAGAUGAACUUUCGAGGAUGAAGCAUGAAUCUCAACUCCGGCAAGAAGCUGAGAAAAUACACAGAGAAGAUGUUAACGUUGAGUUGAGGUUGAAGCAGGAGAAGGAACUUGCUUUGGCUGCUAAUAGAUUUGCUGAGUGCCAAAAGACCAUUGCAUCCCUUGGUAAUCAGUUGAAGUCCCUUGCAACACUGGAAGAUUUCCUGCUUGAUUCAGAGAACCCUAUGGACCUAACUCGUGAAGUUACACCUAGUCCCAAAAAUGGUGCUGAUCCCAUGAAAAUGCAUCAUCAGUUCGAUUUUCCUAAAAGAAAUUCUGAGUCAUCGAUAUUAUUAAGAUCAUCUGGUACCCUUGAGAAAGGCCGUAAUGGUUUUGGUAAGUUCACCCCCAGAAGUAAGAGUGUAAGCAGAACAGGAACUCACUGAAAAGUUAUAACUAAAUGUGUUCAUAUUUGUUUCUUUAUAGUCUCUUGGGUUCAGCAUUUCUGAAUCCAAAGCUACAUAUUUUACUUCAAGAGCACUGGUUGCUCAAAGCAUACAUACAGUUAUGUGUAAAUUCCAAUAUUUGUAAAGCCAAAGUGGUUUUGUUGACUUGUUACCUUACAGCUGUCUUUGCUUUGCUUCUUUAAUUCAUGAGUCAAUUCAACAAUGAGACAACCAUCCCAUAUAUCAGAUGGAAAUUUUUAGGCCUAAUCUAGUGCUGGGGUCGUUUAGACAAGUUGAUUUUUGUUUUAUGUUGAUUGUUUUUUCUGAUGGAGUCUAGAAGAAGUUACAAUGUCUGUCAUCUCUAUGAUUGUCCGUAUGUGACCAAUUCAAACUUGAAAGACGUGAAUAGAUUCUGUCUCUCUCCUUUUGCCUUGCAA